UAGAGAUGGAUCCCCACGUCAGCUUGUACGUCUAAGGAUCUCUGCUCCAGCAGUCCGCCUCAAAGUGACUGGAGCGCAGCGCGCGGAGGAACUAUGAGCGGAUUUUUAUAGGAACGUUUUUCCAGCAGCAGAAUAUGGAUUUUGAUGAGCGGAUCCCUGCCUCUAAUAUGUAUUUACCCAGUUGCACUUAUUACGUCUCCGGAGCAGACUUCUCGGGUCUGCCUCACUAUUUAACCCAAAGCCAGUCCUCAUGCCCCGUUACAUACUCCUACCAGUCCUCAGCGCUUCCACAGGUCCCGUCCGUGAGAGAUGUUGCGUUCAGGGACUAUGGGAUUGAUGCUUCCAGUAAAUGGCACCACAGCAGGGGGAGCCUCACGCACUGUUACACCGAGGACAUCGCGCACAGGGACGGCUGGACGACCCCGACCUCACGGGGGGGAGAGAUCCUGGUGAAAGGCAGCUCCAGUGCGACCCACUCCAGCGGCGUCACCACGCAGACGCCCGGGGGCUUCUAUGGCAGUGUUGGCAGGAACGGCGUCCUUCCGCAGGCUUUCGACCAGUUCUUUGACACCGCGUAUGGGAGCGCAGAGAACAGCACGACGCCAACAGCACAAUCAGCGGCAGACUCGGACAGACACACAGCCAAAACAAGCCCAGCUCCGGCGCACGCGGGCUCGGACACGGCGGAGAGCUUCAGUCCCAAGUCUACCUCCGGUCACAGCGAGGAGAAGCAGAGCAGGAGCAGCAGUGGCCAGAGGACGCGCAAGAAGAGAUGUCCGUACACCAAGUAUCAGAUCAGGGAGCUGGAGAGGGAGUUCUUUUUCAGCGUUUACAUCAACAAGGAGAAGCGGCUGCAGCUCUCACGGAUGCUCAAUCUGACUGAUCGCCAGGUGAAGAUCUGGUUUCAGAACAGGAGGAUGAAGGAGAAGAAACUGAACAGAGACCGUUUACAGUACUACACAACAACCCCCCUGCUAUAAAGACUAAACAGAGACUCGAGAGCAGCACAAAUCUGCAACACAAAUCUACACCUUACCUGGACAAGAUGUGCCAAACCUCAUCACGAAUUUGACUAUUUAUGCAAUAUUCUGUCAUUAAACACAUUAUUA
Messenger RNA from Notolabrus celidotus (New Zealand spotty), 1109 nucleotides. RefSeq names its product homeobox A11b (gene hoxa11b). Gene Ontology annotation, biological process: anatomical structure development; regulation of transcription by RNA polymerase II. Gene Ontology annotation, cellular component: nucleus. Bases 135 to 980 code for a protein of 281 amino acids. Gene Ontology annotation, molecular function: DNA-binding transcription factor activity, RNA polymerase II-specific; RNA polymerase II cis-regulatory region sequence-specific DNA binding. Lineage: Eukaryota; Metazoa; Chordata; Actinopteri; Labriformes; Labridae. The transcript has 2 exons. The record is from RefSeq and is a predicted model, not a curated record.